Messenger RNA from Rhodamnia argentea, 1215 nucleotides. RefSeq lists its product as uncharacterized. The transcript is spliced from 3 exons. The coding region runs from base 404 to 919 and encodes 171 amino acids. The record is from RefSeq and is a predicted model, not a curated record. Lineage: Eukaryota; Viridiplantae; Streptophyta; Magnoliopsida; Myrtales; Myrtaceae.
GUCCUGCUCAUCACCUAACAUCUCUCUCUUUCUCUCUCUUGGUUUUAAAAUUGUCAAAGUAACUCGGCCUGGACUCACCCAUGUGAAAGCAAUAUAUUUUUCCCCUCAUUGCAUGUUAGGCUCGUUGGAGGAUAUACCGUUUGCUUUCCUGCUCUGCCUUUCUUUUUCGUUUAUUGGGUCUGGCGGACGGACGGGGGGGGUUGCCAUUUUUAAUCAUCCUCUUUGAAAAGACAUCCUCCUCACUGGACGCUGUCGCUUUUGCAGCAGCUGUUGGGGCCUUAAAAAGCAGAGAAAGAUGGUAUUCUCUCCUCUGGCCAUGAUGACUUUACCGUCCCUGUCUCCCUCUUAGAACGCGGCAGUCCCCGUCGCUCUCUUCUGGAGAGGGGGAUAGACAGAGAUACUCAUGGCUCAGCAGGAAGGCGGGUGGCCGCUGGGGCUGCAACCGUUGAACGCGAGAGUUGGGGUCGUGAGGAACCGUGGGUGCUCCGGAUCAGCCUCUUUCAGCACUCUCCUCACCGGCUCUCCCACUUCCACCGCCGACACUUCUUCAGGUCUUGAUACAGAAUCAACUGGGUCUUUCUUCCAUGACAAAAGCAUUACACUUGGAAGCCUAAUAGGUGCUUCUAGCAUUCUAGAACUUCCAAGACGGUCAACGAGGAUCAGAAUUGCUGAAAGUUCUAGAGAUAAGAGGAGUUACAAGUCCAAAUCCUGGUUCUUCUCGCUCUGCUCGAAACUUAACACAGAUGCUGUGACCAUCAAGGGUGCUCAAUCCCUUGGUUACUUUCUAGAAGCAGAAAGAAGAGCUGCUGGCGGUUACCGAAGGAAUCACAACCUAGCCCUUUGCCGGCCCAGAUACCUCACACAAGAUCCUUCUGCUUCAGAAUCAAGAGCGCUGUGUUGGUGGACAAGUGGGUACUAACUCAGCCAUUCUCCCGGGUGCAGACGGGAGGAGGAAUCCGCAAAAGGUACAGGUAGAUGAUUUGAAUGCUUAUGGAGUUCCCUUACUCUUUUCAUGUUUGAGGGGACAGAUCGUUGGAUGAUGGCAUGAAAUAGCAUUUUUAUCAAUUGGCAACAGACCAACAGUUGCUUUGAGCAUUUGGGACUCACUGAUAAAAAAGUUCAAUUGGUCAUUUUGAAGUCAGAUAUCAUCGAUUUCUAUCUUGAGUCGCUGAGCAGACACUUAAGGAAGCCGUUCUAAUCCUUUCACUUUUCAGA